This is a messenger RNA of Odontomachus brunneus, 3980 nucleotides long. RefSeq names its product focadhesin-like. The coding region runs from base 332 to 3898 and encodes 1188 amino acids. Lineage: Eukaryota; Metazoa; Arthropoda; Insecta; Hymenoptera; Formicidae. The transcript is spliced from 9 exons. Gene Ontology annotation, biological process: regulation of post-transcriptional gene silencing. The record is from RefSeq and is a predicted model, not a curated record.
GCGCCGUACUGUUUUCUCUCUAGGUUAUGUUUGGUGGUAUUCGCAAUGCGAUACGCCGCAAGCGCGUCUUCAAUGCUGACAAAAGAAACGACUAUUUAGUAAACACGUUAGAAAUUUGUUAAUCGUUUAAAAGCCUUUAGAAAAUAAUACAAGACUUAAUAGUAUUUGUGUUUGUUCAGUUACAAAGCUGUUUUUCUACUAAACACAUUCAAUGUUUACUAACACACACCAGUAUUCUAUAUCUUAUGAUUAUUCAUCCAUUUUUGCAGGAAAUUUUACAAACAAUUUCCAUCAAAUUUAUGAACAGAGCUUAUAAAAGAUAAUUUAAAUUAUGGAUGAGAUCGAAUAUAAAUUAAAAUCACAAGAUCCUACUUUAAUAUCACAUGCGAUAUCCAAGCUUGUUCAGAUAAUCAUAGAAAAGUCAAAGCUAGAAAAGGAUAUUGCAAAAAUAUCAGAAUUUCAAAUACUCACUUUAAAGUGCAAGAGUGAUGACUCUGUAGUCAGUACAUCAGCCUGUCAAGCAUUGAUUAUAUUUGUUGAAGCUGGAUUAUACACUUCUAAGUCUGCGAUAGCAACUUUCUUAAGUGUGUGUUCUUCAACCAAUUAUGAAUCAAUCACUGUAGCUGUGAGUGAGCUGUUAAUGUUGGACUACAAGAUGCACAAUCAGCCCAGUGAAUAUAAUCUUGAAGCAUCUACUCAGCAUCCAUUUAUUACAAUCUUGAAUCAGGAAAAGUAUAGUUGGAGAGCAGUGCUGAUUCAAAUGAAGCAAAUAAUGCAUCAUAAUGAUAACGAACUCGUGGAGCUCUUGCGGCCUGUAUUCCUGUAUAUACUAUGCAAUCCUUCUACAGAUUUGGACGACGGCUUUAAACAACAAGCAUGGCAACUUGUGAUCGAAACUAGUGACGCUUCCAAUUUAAAAGUAGAGAUUUUACUCUGGCUGUGCGUUAAUCAAACACACAUUUGUAUCGAUAUGAAUUGUAGAGUGCUCGAGCUUGCAGAGAGAUCAUUGCUAAAGAAAGAUAUCAAAUAUUGUACAGCACUGGUGCCUCUGAUCACGUCUUUGACGAUCAAUUUCUUGGAGUAUGGUUAUCAUCCGGCGCAAAAUUUGUCUAUGAUACUUGAUUUAAUCGAGCAGUGUUGUGACGACUAUAUUGGAGACAUCAUGAUUAUUUUAAUGGCAGAAAUUAUUUUAAUAUGUCCAGCCACUUAUUUGUCGAAAGUUUUUAAUAUAUGUAGAGUUAUCAUGGACAAGAUGCCGUGCAACGUUAUAUUACUACACGCUCUAGCUGCAGCCUUGCUAAAAUGGCUAGCUUAUCCGUCAAUGUUGUGCCAAGACUUGUUACCGGUGGCGAAGGAAUUGAUAAACAGGAUUUUGCAACAGAAAGACACUGAUAGUUAUCACGUCGGCGACAACACUGUUCCGAACGAGUUGCUCCUUACGCUCAGCCACAGCAACAACCAUAUUCGAAUCUACACAGAACUCGUCCGCAAUCUAUACUCUCUGGAGAGUGAUGUCGAGUCUUGGUUGGAGAAUUUCGCGCUCGCACCGGUCGAUCUCGGUUACAUGUGCAAAUUGAUCCUAUGCGGGAUCUUCUUGCACAGCAGCGAGUUCCGCGUCGUGCAGAAAUCCUGCCAGAUUCUUGUGAAAAUGGUCCAUGAAAUCAACUCCUUCGCAUCGCACAUGCUGUCCUUACUGCUGCACAAACUGACGAAAACCAACGACAGCGUUACGUCCAAAUAUCUGCUGCUGUCUCUCCCGGAAUUUGUCGUGUACAAAGAGAACUUGCGGAUCGUCAUUCACACAUUGAACUCGCUAUUGAGCAGCGAUAAGUCCCUGCAAUACUUCGCGGUUCAGCUGUAUGUAAUGACAUUGAAAAAGGAACCACGUUGCCAACGUUUUGUGUCCGACGCGUUGAUAGAUCUAGCCAAGGAGAGUGGCCACAGCUGGCACUCGGAUGUAGCAUGCGCCCGGGCGAUAAAGUACGUCUGCGAGAGCCGGCCUGAACUCUGCACGGACUUCGUGCCGCUGCUGUCUCAGAUCUUGAAUCGCUGCUACGACUUGAACGGUGGCGCGGCCAGUGCGCUCGCGCUCGACAGCAUCUCGUUAUUGUGCGAGGCUGCUAUAAUAGGUGUUUGUUCAACGUGGAAGUUGUUGGCACCGAAAAUGCGUAAGGAGAAGCGCACGGUAAUCUUGGAAAGUCUCUGCGGCCUCUUUACGGACGUUCCUUCCUUCCCAUUCAAGUCAGACGACGACUACGAGAGCUUCUUCGUCGAUGUGGUGCCGCUUCUAUGGAGCUACGUGGUCGGCCGGGACAUGAGGGUCGCAGAGUCGGCGCUCAAGGCGUUGAAGUCCUACUCCUUCGCGCGAAUUCCCUUAAACGCUUUGCCGCUGGAGUUUCGGUCGAAUGUCACGUUACCUCGCGUGUACUAUGAGAAAGCGGCUAGUAAAGACGUCAAUCCCGAGGACAUAGUGCAAUACGUGCCAGGCGCGUGCUGGAUACAGAUGUUGAAGAACAUAAACAGAAGCAUCCUGACGAUGGCCGGGGAUCUCCUGAUCUCCUAUAUCGAGGAAGAAUUGGGCACUUACAAGUCGCAGAUAUACAAUUGGCCGCAAGGAGAACCAUGUAAUUUUAAAUACUUGCCGGAGAGAAGUGUGAUCAGGGCAGUCGGCGAGCAUUUAAGACGAAGCAAUCCGUCGGACCCGAGUGAGCAGAGGAUUGUUGUGGAAUGUAUGCGUAUAUUCACUCACAAGUACACGAAACCAUUGCCGAAUGUGCAGUGGGAAUUUCUAAGUAAAGCCAUGCAGAUCUCGGAGGUAGCCAAAGAGUACGGUUUAUCUAUUGCGAGCCGUCAUUCGUACAUUUCGUCGUCGGCAAAACUUCUGGUGGAGAAUUGCCUAUCGAAGUACAGGUCGCCGAAUUUCAAGUCUACGUCGGACGUGGGCAUGUUGUUAUUGAAUGAAAAACAUUUGGUGUUUUACACGAAUCUGCACGAGCUGUGCCAAGCCUUCCCGCCGAACGACUUGAAGCACUUCCUCGAGGCUUCUCUCGAUUGCGUAGUCGAGAAAAUAUCACUCAACGACGAGAAAGCGGUCGCUUCGUUUGAUCGUAUCAUGUCUUCUUACGCGACGGUUUUGAAUAGCGACGCGACACACUUAGGCAAUCGCACGCUACUGUAUACCAUACUGAAGAACAUCUUCCAAAACAUCGAUUUAACAUCGAACCAUUUCCACAAAUAUUUCACAACCGUGAUGGAAUUGUCGGUCGAAGAAGUAGAACGAGUGACAUCGCCUAAUAUCUGGUGGGAAGGAACGCCAGAAAAGCUGAGGAACGCUAUAGUUGUUAGGGUCGAAUUGGCCUCGAGGAAAUUUAGCGAGAUGCCUCUCUCUUUGUUGAAUGAACCUAUCGACGUGGUUGCGUCCAGUUCUACAGAGAUGCAGAAAUACUUAUUGGAAGGUAUGCAGAAGGUGCUGGCCGAAUUGAGAUCGGAAAAGUACUGCGUGGAUUGGAUCGUGGAAUUUAUGAGUCGUAUCAACACGCUCAUGUUGGAGUCGCCCGACGAAAAAGACAAGAUCGCUUUUUAUUGUGACAUUUUAUUCAUCUCUGUUAUCUGCUUGUCCGGUAUGGACUGUCUUCUGUCGAAGAAAGAAUUACUAAGUGCUUCGCAAGAUUUCAGGAUACGAUUGUUUCCGCAAGCGAUCUUGAUGCUCGUUAACAAACAAAUUUGGAAAUCCACAACUCGUCAGAUCAUGAAUUGGCUGAAUCACAUGAGGAUCAGUUCCGUACCUGAUGUGUAUAGACUUGCGUUUCAAAGCGCGUUAAUCUUAUUAAGGCAUGAAAAAGACUAUAUCUUACAAUGGACAAAUUAUCUGUCCAUUAAAACUUGCAUCCCAACAUAACUAUACAUAUGUAUAACUAAAUGUAUUUACAAGAGAUAUUUUUGUAUAAAAAAAAGGGAAGAUUAUACGUUCAGUGAAUUAA